CCUGCCCCCCUCAGGCUUGCCUCCCCAUCAUGACCGAGCUGAUCCAGAAGCAGCUGCUGGGAGAAGUGGAGAAGCACCAACAGCUACAGAAGGAUUUGAGUAAAUCCAUGUCAGGGAGACAGAAGCUGGAAGCACAGCUAACAGAAAACAACAUCGUGAAGGAGGAACUGGCUCUACUGGAUGGAUCCAACGUGGUCUUCAAACUUCUGGGCCCCAUGCUGGUUAAGCAGGAGCUGGGAGAGGCGCGGGCCACCGUGGGCAAGAGGCUGGACUACAUCACAGCUGAAAUUAAGCGAUACGAAUCCCAGCUCCGGGACCGGGAGUGGCAGUCGGAGCAGCAAAGGGAAACCCUUGCCCAGCUGCAGCAGGAGUUCCAGCAGGCCCAGGCAGCAAAGGAAGGGGCACCUGGGAAGGCCUGACCUCACGGGGUGGGGUGGGGGAACUCCAGGGUCUGGACUAUAGUAGCUAAUAAAAUGUGAGAAUGCCUGGCU
Ochotona princeps (American pika) is the source of this 491-nucleotide messenger RNA. RefSeq names its product prefoldin subunit 6-like. The transcript has a single exon. Gene Ontology annotation, cellular component: prefoldin complex; cytoplasm. Gene Ontology annotation, molecular function: protein-folding chaperone binding. NCBI's taxonomy places the organism in Eukaryota, Metazoa, Chordata, Mammalia, Lagomorpha, Ochotonidae. The coding region runs from base 30 to 419 and encodes 129 amino acids. The record is from RefSeq and is a predicted model, not a curated record. Gene Ontology annotation, biological process: chaperone-mediated protein complex assembly; protein folding.